Molecule: messenger RNA, 582 nt
Organism: Nicotiana attenuata
Lineage: Eukaryota; Viridiplantae; Streptophyta; Magnoliopsida; Solanales; Solanaceae
Exons: 2
Coding region: 1-582 (193 amino acids)
Source: RefSeq, a predicted model, not a curated record
AUGGCCCGCUCUUCUGCAAAAGAGUUGGCCAAUAACGAUCCUGAAAUUGAAAAAACUUUGCGAUUGUGCAGGAAAGGACAAAUAUCGUCUCAAAACAUAACUUAUAACAGAAUGGAGCACCAAUUAGAAGAUGAUAACAAUCCACUACAAAUUCCACCACCAGCUCAUGUAGAGGAGCAGUUUGAUGAAGUGGCGCCAAGACCACCAAACAGAAUCCUAAGGGAUUAUGCUAGACCUGAUCACUUUAACUGUGAAUCUAGUGUCAGGAAACCUCCAGUAGCAGCCAAUAACUUUGAAAUCAGGACAGGCCUGAUUCAAACAAUUCAACAAUCUUGCAUUUUCACUGGUGAUCUAAGUGAAGAUCCACAUAGUCAUUUAAUUGACUUUUUAGAAUUAGUUGAAACUGCAAAGUAUAAUGGAGUACCUCCUGAAGCAAUUAAGUUAAGGCUAUUUCCUUUUUCUUUAAAAGGAGAGGCCAAAACUUGGUUACGAAGUUUGCCGCAAGGGUCUAUUACCACAUGGGACCAAAUGACUCAGAAAUUUUUAAAUAAAUAUUUUUCCCUGCUAAAACAACAAAGUUAA